This is a messenger RNA of Drosophila rhopaloa, 683 nucleotides long. Its product is annotated as ctenidin-3. The transcript has a single exon. The coding region runs from base 37 to 573 and encodes 178 amino acids. Lineage: Eukaryota; Metazoa; Arthropoda; Insecta; Diptera; Drosophilidae. The record is from RefSeq and is a predicted model, not a curated record.
CGCAACCGUUCGUAACCACUUUAGAAGCCACUCAAGAUGAAACCCUUUGCCUGCAUCCUGGUGAUCCUUGCCGCCAUCCUGUCCGUUGGCCAGGCCUCCCUGGGCGGUCUUCUUGGCGGCGGUGGAGGAGGAGGCGGUGGCGGUGGAGCCGGCGGCAUUGGACAGCUGCUGCAGAGCAAGCUGGGCGGUCUCGGUGGAGGAUUGGGCGGCGGCCUGGGCGGUCUGAGCGGCGGCCUCGGCGGAAAGCUCGGCGGAGGAGGCGGCGGCGGCGGUGGAUACUCCGGUGGCUACUCCAACGGCGGUGGAUACUCCGGCGGCGGAGGAUACUCCGGCGGUGGUGGAUACUCCGGCGGCGGUGGAUACUCCGGCGGUGGUGGAUACUCUGCUCCCGUGGAGAAGGUGGUCAUCGUGAAGGUCAUCAGCGAGGGCUACUCCGGCGGCCAAUCUGGCGGCUACUCCGGCGGCCAAUCUGGUGGCUACUCCGGCGGCUACUCCGGUGGCUACUCCGGUGCCCAGUCCGGCGGCUGGUCCUCCGGUGGCGGUCAGUCUGGCGGCUGGAAGAAGGGCUGGUAGACAACAGCUUUGGGACCAACCACAAAUAGUUCAAACUGCCAACCAAAAAGCCAAGCAGCUUAGGUUUUAAUAUUUUUUUUUUAUUUUUUUAGAGGUAUUUGAUUGUUAGA